Molecule: messenger RNA, 2566 nt
Organism: Elephantulus edwardii (Cape elephant shrew)
Lineage: Eukaryota; Metazoa; Chordata; Mammalia; Macroscelidea; Macroscelididae
Gene: UTP25
Product: digestive organ expansion factor homolog (zebrafish)
Exons: 12
Coding region: 1-2268 (755 amino acids)
Biological process (GO): maturation of SSU-rRNA from tricistronic rRNA transcript (SSU-rRNA, 5.8S rRNA, LSU-rRNA)
Cellular component (GO): nucleolus; small-subunit processome
Molecular function (GO): rRNA binding; U3 snoRNA binding
Source: RefSeq, a predicted model, not a curated record
AUGGGUAAACGCAGGAGCCGGAGCCAGAGCCAUCUGCUUAACAGCCUAACUAAAAAGCAGAAGAAGCAUCUUCGCGAUUUUGGCGAGGAGCAUCCCUUCUUUGACAGGGUUUCAAGAACAGAAGCAAAACCACAGAUAUGCCAACUGUCAGAGAAUUCAGAUACUUCAGAUUCUGAAAGUGGAGCAGAGAGUGAGCCGGAACAGGUUUCUGGGUACCACAGACUACUUGCAACACUGAAGAAUGUUUCUGAGGAAGAAGAAGAAGAUGAGGAGGAGGAGGAAGAGGAAGAAAUUGCAGAUGAAGGACCAGAAAUGAGUGGUGAAGAUGAUGAUAGUGAUGCCAGUGUGGAAGAAGAGACGGCAGAAUCUGCUGAAAUGCAGGAAAAUACGGUCUUAUCUACUGAUCCUCAAGAAAAAGAUGGGGAAGGGCCACCUGGCACAUCUCAACAAGAAUCCCCUGAAGGAUUCACAGAUGCAAAACAUGAGUCACUGUUCAGCUUGGAGACCAAUUUUCUUGAAGAGGAAAGUGGAGACACCUCUUCUCUGCAAGUAUCUCAAGAUCCAUUCCAGCAACAUGUGAAUAAAGAACUGAAAGAAAAGGAAAUUCAGGCUGUUGCCACAAAUCCUAAAACUACGAGCCAAUUAAAAUGGCCUACCUUGGGCCAGCUUGUUUUUUCUUCCAAAUUUCAAAAGUUGGAGACCUUUAAGGCACCGAAGGGCAUUGACUUAAACUCACUUCAUCUCCAGAAACCACUGGAAUCCACUUGGACCAAGACCAACAGCCAGUUCCAGUCUAGCACCUCAAAAUCAAAGCACUCCUUCACUCCACUCCAGAAAGAACUCUUUUUAAUUAUGAAUUCUUACCGGGACCUGUUCUACCCAGAAAGGACUGCCCUCACAAAUGGUGAGGAGAUCCGCCAUGUGUACUGCCUGCAUGCCAUAAAUCACGUCCUCAAAGCCAAUGCCCGGGUGCUCAGCAACAAUAGCAGGCGCCGAACCCAGAAACUUGGGGUGGGUGAUGAUGAUGACUUCAGAGACCAGGGGCUUACACGGCCCAAGGUGCUGAUAGUGGUGCCUUUCCGGGAAGCUGCUUUACGUGUGGUCCAGCUCUUCAUCAGCCUCCUGGAGGGUGACAGCAAGAAAAAGAUAAUUGUGAGCAACAAAAAGAGGUUUCAGGGAGAGUACGGCUCCGAUCCCGAUGACAGGCCGCCCAACCUGAAGAGGCCGGAAGACUAUGAAGCUGUGUUUGUUGGCAACAUCGAUGACCACUUCAGAAUUGGUGUUGCAGUUCUUCAGAGAAGCAUCCGGCUCUACGCCCCCUUCUAUUCUUCGGACAUCAUCAUUGCCUCCCCUCUGGGCCUGAGGACCAUUAUUGGUGGAGAAGGAGAGAAGAAGAGAGAUUUUGAUUUUCUGUCUUCUAUUGAGCUUCUCAUCAUUGACCAGGCUGACAUUUACCUGAUGCAGAACUGGGAGCAUGUUUUGCAUUUGAUGAAUCACAUGAACCUGCUGCCCUUGGACUCACACGGGGUGGACUUUUCUCGAGUACGGAUGUGGAGCCUCAACAAUUGGUCCAAGUACUAUCGCCAGACGUUGCUGUUUGGGGCUUUGCAGGAUGCGCAGAUCAACUCAGUGUUCAACAAGUACUGUGUAAAUUUCCAAGGCCAGGUGGCCGUGAGGAACGUCCCAAUGACAGGUUCCAUCAGCCAUGUCCUGGUACAGCUCCCACAUGUCUUCCAGAGGAUGGAAGCAGAAAACGUAGCUUCAGUGAUUGAUGCCAGGUUUAACUUCUUUGUGAACAAGAUUUUGCCUCAGUAUCGUGAUGCAGUCAUGUCUCACACACUCAUCUACGUCCCUUCCUACUUUGACUUUGUGCGUCUUCGAAACUACUUCAAGAAGGAAGACCUGAAUUUCACCCAUAUCUGCGAGUACACUAAGAAGUCUGGUGUCUCCAGGGCCAGACAGUUCUUCCUUCAGGGAGACAAGCAGUUCCUGCUCCUCACAGAGCGCUUCCAUUUCUACAAAAGGUAUACGAUAAAAGGCAUUAGGAACCUGAUCUUCUAUGAACUGCCAACAUAUCCUCACUUCUACAGUGAAGUCUGUAACAUGCUGAAAAUCACCAACAGAGGAGAGGAAGCCACAUGGACCUGCACUGUUCUCUACUCCAAGUACGACGCCCAGAGGCUCGCUGCGGUGGUUGGCGUGGAACGGGCAGCACAGAUGCUACAGUCCACGAAGAAUGUCCACCUCUUUAUUACUGGAGAAAAAUGAAACUGUUGCAGUGGAGACAGCAUUGGGCAUGAUACAUGAAGCCUGAUCCUGUGUGAUUUGGGCCCAGUAUUGAAUAUUAAUAUAAGAAAGGGCUUGAUCCAGGAAAAGGGCAUCAGGCAAUGUCACUGUUACUUGAUAACAUACUUUUUUUAGGUUGUGUGUUCCUGAAAAGUUUAAUGUAAACCAGAUUUUGGUAAAUCAUAUCUUGCAAAGUCAAGAUGGGACUGAAAAGUUAACUGAAGAAACUUCUAUUUGUGAAUCUUUUUUGUGAGCUAUAAAUUCUUAUGAUUUGACCUCU